Molecule: messenger RNA, 3579 nt
Organism: Exophiala oligosperma
Lineage: Eukaryota; Fungi; Ascomycota; Eurotiomycetes; Chaetothyriales; Herpotrichiellaceae
Exons: 3
Coding region: 507-2069 (520 amino acids)
Biological process (GO): protein N-linked glycosylation
Cellular component (GO): Golgi membrane
Molecular function (GO): glycosyltransferase activity
Source: RefSeq, a predicted model, not a curated record
GUUUUCCCUUGAAUACUUUCUUGUGUCAUGGUUGUUGGCUGCAUCGCUCUUCAGGAAACAUACGGAAAGUGAAGAAGGAGAAUGAAAUUCACAAUGACCACCUUUUCUCCAUUCACUCAAACCUCGUCACCCUAAUGUCUCCCCGACUUGACUUGACUUGACGAACCCUCACAUGUCCGGAAUCUCUGUCCUUAAAACCACCCUGCGUCUUUGACAGAGCCUCACUACUCCUCGUACUCCUAGCCUUGACUUUGUUCACGAAACGACCAAACGAACGACACAAGAAAAGAAAAAGAAAAAAAAGACCAUUUCUGCCUGCGUCGUUGUCUUCCUUCAAGACUCCAUACAACUCGGAGCAGCAAUAACUUUUUGUCGGCGUCGUCCUCUCACUUCCUGCGAUAGUCCUCCUUCCUUAACUUCGCCGAUCACAUGUCCUGCGCUAUUUCGGUCCACCACCUCCUCGUCCUGUCCGCCUAGAUUUCCAUUCGCAUCCUCCUGUCGCUCAGAUGUCCUCCUCGACGCGGACUCCCUCCCCACUGCCAACUGGGCGAUGGUCAUCAGCACAGGGCUCCUCCUCCUCCUCAUCCGCCGCUGGACGGGCGUCCACCCCAAACGGUCUUUAUGCGGGAUUAAACGGCUACAGUGGUAACCAUGAUGAUGGCCAGUGGGCGGCGGCAAAAGCGAGGAGUGCGCAAGUGAGAGGUUUCCCGACCAUCCAGACAAAAAAUGAGGGUUUCUUUCAACGCUCACGACGAAAAUUGACCUCUACUUUACCCGUCUUCAACAGUCCGUACACUCCAUUGUCCGCCGACUGGAAAGACGUAGAGAAAUUAGGUCGGAAUCGGUGGUCACCGGGAAGGGACAACAUCUUUUCCAGGACGAGGACCCUCGUGGGAAACCUCCUCCGGAAAUGCAAGUUUUUGGUCGUCAUACUGGCGCUGAUUACGAUCACGACUUUAACAAUGUCACAGACGACCGUCUCCGCUGCAACUACAGGUCUACUGUCGACAAUCCGAAGCAAUGCACAUCUCGGCGGAGGCAGCAAGUUCGUCAUCGUCCUUGGUGCUAAUGAAGGAGGUGGUGUCAUGGAGUGGAAAGGUCCGAGAGAAUGGGCGAUAGAGCGUGACAGUGUUAAGAACAAGAAACGCUACGCCGAAACAUGGGGUUACCAACUCGAAAUCACCGACAUGAGCACGAAGAAACGAUACGCUCACGAGUGGAGGGAGAGUUGGGAAAAGGUCGAUCUCUUGCGGAACGCAAUGGCGAGGUAUCCUCAGGCCGAGUGGUUCUGGUGGCUUGACCUCAACACCUUCAUCAUGGAGCCUUCCAAGUCUCUACAGUCUCACAUCUUCCGCGAUCUCCAGAACAACGUCUACCGCGACAUCAACGUCUACAACCCUCUCAACAUCACACAUCCUCCUGUAACAAGAUUCCUCGACCCGAUCUCCAGAUCACCCACGGGCGACAACCUUACCUCUUCCAUCGACAUAAUCAUACCUCAGGACUGCAGCGGGUUCAACUUGGGAUCCUUUUUCAUCAGAAGGUCUCCAUUCACAGACAGGCUGCUCGACAUGUGGUGGGAUCCGGUCUUGUACGAGCAGAAACAUAUGGAGUGGGAGCACAAGGAACAAGAUGCUCUGGAGCACCUGUAUGCCUCACAACCGUACAUGAGGACUCACUUUGCCUUCAUUCAGCAACGCAAGAUCAACUCGUUCCCUCCCGGAGCCUGUGCGGUCAAAACGAAAGAAGACCCCAAAACCAAGGACAAGGACAAGGACACUGAUAAGAAUAAGCCCCAGAAACCAGUCACCGACCCACGCUUCCACUAUAGCGAGACAGAUCGAGACUUCAUGGUAAAUAUGGCUGGUUGCGAAUGGGGUAGGGAUUGCUGGGCCGAGAUGUACAGCUAUCGAGAGCUAAGCAAUAGAUUGAAUCGAUCGUUAUGGGAAAAAAUCAAGAAUUCCGUGUCCAAUACAUGGGCGAGCCUUAGGGGUAAGAAAUCGAAAGAAGGAGCAGAUUCAUCCAAGAAGGACGCAUCGAAAAAGGCUGAGGAUGAGAAGAAAUCAUGACUUGGGCAGCCUUUUUCGACCUUUCUCAGGAGACAAUAUGAUGAUCCCCUCCUCGAUCUCUUUGAUGUUGCUGGGAACGAUGAGCUGAUGAUUCUCUCUACUUACUGUGUUACACGCUCAUACAUUCACACAAGCGAACACAAACAAACCCAACAGGGCCUUUGGUGGUAACAAGACCAAAAACAGAAAGGCCAACUUGUAUCUAAUACAUGACCCCUGAAUUGCAUGGCGAAAGAAGGAAAAAGGCAUCAUUGGAACAAACAGGACCAAGAAGGAGGGAGACCGACCCGGAAAAGGACUUUUUUUUAUCCUCGUCUCCUUCACCUGGGGGCGCGGUGUUGCUCAACGGUGUUUUUUUUCGAAUUCUCACUUGGGUCCUUGUGUGUGUUUUUUUUUACAACAAAAAAUUUUCGGACCGAUUGUGGCUGGAUUGGUUCCCAUACUCGUUGUCCUUUUCUUGUUUCUUGUUUCGAAUAGCAAAAGGAGAAAAGAAGCGGCAUAGCGUUAGUGAGGUGUUUUCUUCGAGCGUCCAAGCAAAGGUAUUGCAAAGGAGUGGUGGUGGUGUCUACUGUAAUGAAAAGGUUUGAUUGAUCAAAUCGAAAUCACAUGGAAUCAAAUCAGAGUCAGACCGAGGGGGAAAGUACGGGCAGAGAGAGAGAGAGACUCAAAUGUCAAAAAGAAAGAAUGAAGUCGAGUUUCAUUGCAUUGUCACACGGGGGGGGAGUAAGGCGUCCGUUUUUGUUUUCUUUUCUUGCUCAAUUGUAUUCUACUAGAACCCUUCCUCGAGGCUGGAAACCCCAUUGUACGGAGUACGGGACGGGACACGAUAGAUGAGGACGAUUCGGAUCAAGAUAGUCGUGUAAACAAGGAAAAAAAGAACAGUUACAGGACUCUUGGUCGAGGACGAGGACGGACCACGGCACCGGUGGUGUCGAGGCGUCAUUGAAAAUUCAGAAACGAAGGUGUCAGUGUCUGUACAUUUUAACGUCUCCGACCCAACGCCAUCAACAAUGCUUUGCCGUUUUGUUCAUUAUACCUGACUUGGGGAUGUACCAACAACCAUACACUGUUUGACUUGACUCGUCCGAGAGAAAAAACCUAGAGAACACCUGCAUACCUUGUUACCUUUUGGACGGUGGCGAGGGAAAGCAAGAAACAAAACGGGAACGCUGCUUCUUUGAACAACACCCACAGACAGAGGCUGUCACUUUUCAUCCUUUGCCAGUCGCCGUUCUCGCACACCGGCAAAAGCACAGUCGUCCCACGACACACCAAAGGUUCCUCGACUCAGACGAUAUUGACGUCGAAAAUGGCAUUCCUCCAACCUCCACCGGUCUCUUCGUUUUCCUCCACGGUCUCCUCGGCCCUCAGGGCUUCAUCGUGCCACAUCUUGACCAGACUGCCGGGGGUGUAGACGUCCUUGAAGACGCCGCGCGUGGGGGCGUCGACGCCGAUCCUGGUGUAGAGAUCCGGAUCCUCCGCGGGCGUGAGGCGCGCCGCGACGGCCUUG